AUGGAGAACUCAGAAGAGGACAUCACAGAUGGCUCGUCCAUCAAGCCAGUAUCCUCUCUCCGCGCCCAGUUCGAGAACAUGCUCAAUGUGAACAAGUCCUCAGUACCUGCGACCCCACGAAAACGCUCCCCCGCCGCCACCGAUCGCCUUCCCAUGCCCGAAGACAACAGGAGGACUGACGGGCGCAUAUCACUCGACAUACCGAGAGAGCAUGUCGGGCGAGUUUCGCCAAGUGUGGCCGAAUUCAGUGGAGAUGGCACGCUCACCCCACGAGCGCGAACUGUACGCAUGCCAUGGAGCAAUCCAAAACCGAGACCAACAUCCAUGAUGGCCUUCUCUCCACCCAGAUCGCCCACACGAUCACCGCCCAAAGUUACAGUCCAGUCGCCCAAGUCUCCACCGAAGUCAUCUGAGCCUCAGAUCUACUCGCCCCAUCCUUCGCGACCAACAUCGCACGCCGCUCUAGAUUCACCUGGUCCUCCAGGACCGUCGUCGAAUGGUGCGAAAUCCGUCAAGACACCUAGCCGCAAUACUACUCCCGCGCUUGACCUCAAGCCUCAGUUUCCCUCGCACACAACGCCUAUGGCAUCUGCUGAUCCGCGCAAGGGUGAUCGUCCAGUUUCUUAUGCGCCAUCAGUACCUCCGCCUGUCAAUCGAGCUGGAAAACCAAAGAUACCAACCAAAUCGCUUUCUAUUGACCCAUCAAUACGCGCAACUCUGGCCCCUGAAGCUUCUUCCGAUGUAGCAGCAGAUGUAUCGCCAUUCAGUACUCCACCUAGCAGUAGCGGAGGUAGCACUAAGGGCGAACCUACACCACCUGUCAUCCCUAGCUUCUCGAAACCAAAGAUGACAGCUAGCAAGGAUGGCUACUUCCCGCCCCCUCCAGUGCAUCAUGCAGUGGCCGAAAAACAGGCUCAUCCGGAUCCGCGAGCGUCAGCAAACUGGUCACUAAAGACGGCUGCCCCACAGCCGUCUCCAAGCGAUAUGCCAGACGAUCGUCCUGCAUUACCAAGUCGUCGUGAGAAGGACAACUUUGACUUGCGAAAGAGUGUUCAACUACAGAGAGCCGCUCCACCUGAUCUACCAGUUCGACGAUCUUUCGACCAAUUUCGUCCUGCUGCACUUGUAGCUGAAGCUAACCGCAGGUUCAUGCCUCCCCCACGACGGACACAUACAACAGAGGGAACUAGCUCUACAAGCUCUUCAAAGAGCCUAGAACCUCCGAAACCUCCGCCACCGCGCAAUUCUGGAGAAAUGAGAAGGCCGGCUCCUAUGGCUAGACCACAAGCCUCACAGCCACAGCCCUACACAACUGAUUCGGACGAGGAGGAUGCUGCCCCCGAGAAGCAACCAACAACAGCUUUGACCGACUACCCCGACUCAUCACAAGCGAAUAGGCGGCCACCGGUCUUUUCCGAAAACACCACCGGGAUACCGACGGGUUACGAGACUAAGCUGUUUGCAAUCUGUGGAGAUUAUAUAUGUACGACAGGAUACGUGACGAACGUAUGGAAUGUGUUAAACGGACGACUCCUCAUGAGCUUAAGCCAUGGAGACACUGUCAAAGCGACGGCACUCGCAUUCAGGCCUGCGAAAGAUGUAGAAGACGAGGGCAAGCGGUUAUGGCUGGGAACCAACACUGGUGAAAUGCUUGAAAUUGAUAUUCCCACGCAAAGUGUUGUACACACUAAGAGUAACGCGCACGGAAGGAGUGCGAUCGUUAAGAUUUUCAGAUAUGCAUCAGAAAUGUGGUCCAUUGACGAUGAUGGGACUCUGCAUGUCUGGCCAGCUGAUGAUACUGGAUGCCCCUCGCUUCAACAAAGUCCGAACACGUUCCGCAUCCCACGCGAACAUACCUUCUCCAUGGUUUCCGGAUCUCAACUUUGGGUAGCUUGUACGAAGGAGAUUCGAGUAUACAAACGGACCGGGGACAACAAUCACUUCCAGCAGAUAACCCAGGGACCUCUGUCACAACUGAACGUAGGCGAGGUCACUUCUGGGGCCAUCGUCAGCAGUCAGCCUGAUCGCGUGUACUUUGGACAUACUGAUGGAAAAGUGACUGUAUAUUCAAAGAAGGAUUUCGCAUGCCUCGGCAUCGUGAACGUCAGCUUAUACAAGAUCAGCUCACUAGUCGGCGUCGGUGAUAACCUAUGGGCCGGCUACAGCACUGGAAUGAUUUACGUCUACGACACGAAGUGCACGCCCUGGAAAGUUUUGAAGGAUUGGAAGGCGCACGAAAAACCGAUCGCAGGUAUUGUGGCAGAUCGGACAAGCAUCUGGAAGUUGGACAGAUUCCAAGUCGCUUCGUUAGGCACCGAUACCAUGUUGCGUAUCUGGGAUGGGAUGCUGAAAACCGACUGGCUCGAAACCUUGAUGCAACAACGCGAUGCCGAGUACUGCGACUUCAGAGAGCUCUCGGCAAGAGUCAUGACGUGGAACGCUGGUGCAACAAAACCCACGACCUUGAAACAUACUGAACAAGAUAGGAAUUUCUUCCGGGAACUGUUAGAACCAGAUGACCCGCCUGACAUUCUGGUAUUUGGAUUUCAGGAGCUCGUCGAUCUAGAAGACAAAAAGAUCACUGCCAAAAGUAUCUUCAAGAGAAAGAAACACAAGGAGACGUCGGAGCACGAGCACAUGUCGCAUCAGUAUCGCGCAUGGCGAGAUCACCUCGUGCGCGCUCUAGACGAGUACAGCCCUAAGCAAAACUACGUUCUUCUCCACACCGCCAAUCUCGUGGGCCUCUUCACUUGCGUCUUCAUCAAAGCCUCUGAACGCGGGAAUGUACGCGACGUAUGUGGCGCUGAAAUCAAGCUAGGCUUCAGUGGACGCGUAGGGAACAAGGGUGCCCUGGUAGUCCGCUUCUUCAUCGACGACUCUUCGCUCUGCUUUAUCAACUGUCAUCUUGCAGCUGGCCAGAGCCAGACUGUGCACCGAAACAAUGACGCAGCUUCUAUCAUGGAGAAUGCACCGUUGCCGAAGAAUCGCUCCCCAUCUCAUUGUGCAAAUUUCUUCGUCGGCGGUGGUGAUGGGUCGAUGAUUCUCGACCAUGAAAUCUGCGUACUCAAUGGCGACUUAAAUUAUCGCAUCGAUGCCAUGCCUCGAAAUACGGUCGUUGCUGCAGUACAGCAAGGAAACCUGGCAAAACUUCUGGAGCGCGAUCAGCUCCUUCUCUCACGCAAACGCAAUCCCGGAUUUCGCCUUCGCGCAUUUAACGAAGCGCCCAUCAACUUCGCUCCUACGUACAAGUACAACGUCGGAACCGAUGACUAUGAUACCUCGGAGAAGCAGCGCUCGCCUGCCUGGUGUGAUCGGUUGCUAUAUCGAGGCAUAGGUAAAAUCAAGCAGAUUGACUACCGAAGACACGAUGGUAUCAAAGUUUCAGAUCAUCGGCCAGUCAGUGGGCGAUUCAAACUUCGCAUCAAGACGAUCAAUCCGAAGAAACAAGAUGCGACCCGGGAUAAGGCUGACGUGGAUUUUGAAGCCGUGCGGCGAAGGAUUGCAGGAGACAUCAAGCUCGAUUACCUCAUUAAUGUCUUUGGCCUAUCCACUAAGGAGGCUCAAAAGCUUCUAAAGGGAGCUUAG
Cucurbitaria berberidis CBS 394.84 is the source of this 3585-nucleotide messenger RNA. RefSeq names its product DNase I-like protein. Bases 1 to 3585 code for a protein of 1194 amino acids. Gene Ontology annotation, molecular function: phosphatidylinositol-4,5-bisphosphate 5-phosphatase activity; protein binding. The record is from RefSeq and is a predicted model, not a curated record. The transcript has 4 exons. Gene Ontology annotation, biological process: phosphatidylinositol dephosphorylation. Lineage: Eukaryota; Fungi; Ascomycota; Dothideomycetes; Pleosporales; Cucurbitariaceae.